Funneliformis mosseae is the source of this 516-nucleotide messenger RNA. The record is from the annotation of a GenBank genome assembly. Lineage: Eukaryota; Fungi; Glomeromycota; Glomeromycetes; Glomerales; Glomeraceae.
AUGUAUCAUUUAAAGUUUUUUGUUGAUACAAUUUUAUUCCUCUCCAUAUCAACUUCAUCGUUUGGUCAAGAAAUCGAUGAUGAUGAAAUUCAUGAUACCGAAGAACCUCUCACAGCGCCAUAUGAUCUCAACGUGUCACAUCCUUUAUCUAAUUCUGUGAUAGUAUUGAUAAUAUUAUUAAUCAUAUUCGUUAUAAUGUUAAUCGGAUGUAUUUAUAUUGUAAGAUAUAAAUCUUAUUGGUUUACAAGGUUUUCCCCGCUUCCUACGCAACCGAAAAACGUUGAUCAACAUAAUUUACCGAUAGUGGAAAAAUCUCGAGUUUUAGAGUCAAAUCACAACAAUACCAACACUAGUUUCGAAGAUAGCUUCCUGGAUGAUACGUCAAAGAAUUCCUUUAAUUCGACUCGAUUACACGCCAGAAUUUCAAUGGAUCAUAGUAACAACGAGGAGUCCGCUUCUUUGGUCGUCAAUCAACCUUCAACCACUUCCUUACCACCAUCAGAUUACACAAAGUGA